AUGAAAUACGUCGCCGCCUACCUGUUGGCGCAACUCGCCGGAAAGGAAUCUCCGUCCGAGGCUGAUGUCAAGUCCAUCCUCGCCGGUGCCGCCGCCGAAGUCGAUGACUCCAAGCUUUCUGCGUUCUUCAAGGAGAUUGAGGGCAAGGACGUCGCGGCUUUGAUCGAGGAGGGUAACAAGAAGCUCGCCUCCGUCCCGGCCGCCGGAGCGGCUCCGGCCGGCGGCGCCGCCGCCGCCGGCGGCGACGCCGCCGGUGGUGCCGCCGCUGCGGCCCCGGAAGAAGAAGAGGAAGAAGCCGAAAUGGACUUCGAUCUCUUCGAUUAA
Ostreococcus tauri is the source of this 324-nucleotide messenger RNA. Its product is annotated as Ribosomal protein L10/L12. NCBI's taxonomy places the organism in Eukaryota, Viridiplantae, Chlorophyta, Mamiellophyceae, Mamiellales, Bathycoccaceae. Gene Ontology annotation, molecular function: structural constituent of ribosome. The record is from RefSeq and is a predicted model, not a curated record. The transcript is spliced from 3 exons. Bases 1 to 324 code for a protein of 107 amino acids. Gene Ontology annotation, biological process: cytoplasmic translational elongation. Gene Ontology annotation, cellular component: ribosome; cytosolic large ribosomal subunit.